This is a messenger RNA of Closterium sp. NIES-65, 1854 nucleotides long. NCBI's taxonomy places the organism in Eukaryota, Viridiplantae, Streptophyta, Zygnematophyceae, Desmidiales, Closteriaceae. The record is from the annotation of a GenBank genome assembly.
AUGUCCCCCAAUCCCCAGCUGGCGUCCAAGGUGCAGGCAGCACUCACUGACAACCAGUCGCUGCAGGCCAGCCUGGCAUUCCCUGUUCGCGGCAACAGCAGCUCACUCCUCAUUCCCUGUUCUCCCUUCCUCCCUGUGCCUUCCCAACACCCCACAAACCCCCCCACCCACCCCCAGUUGGCGUCCAAGGUGCAGGCAGCACUCACGGACAACCAGUCUCUGCAGGCCAGCCUGGCAUCGGCGAAAUCCCGGCAGCAGCAGCAGGUGGCGGCGGCAGAGGCGAUGCGCGCCCAGCUGAGAGCCGCCGAGGCCACGCUGGGUGAAAGGGAGGAGGUGCUCCGAAGGGCGCAGGCGGAGAGCGCGCAGGAGAAGACGACGUACGCCGCCCGGCUUGAGGGCGUGAAGCACCCACCCACCCAUGCACAUCUUUUCUUACUCCCUCACGUCCCUCUUCCCUUCUUCCUCACCCACCCACCCACCCACCCACCCAUGCACAUCUUUUCUUACUCCCUCACGUCCCUCUUUCCUUCUUCCCACUUCUUCCCUAUUUCUCUACGUGCUUCUCUCUCUCUCCCUCCCUUAUCUCGCUUGUUCUGCUUUUUGAGACGACUCAAAAGUCUUCCCUAUUUCUCUACGUGCUUCCUCUCUCUCUCCCUUACCUCACUCGUUCUGCUUCGCUCCAUGCAGAAGGAGAGGGACGACGCACAGGCAGCGGUGGUGGUGGUGGAGGGGCGGCUGGCAGCACUGGAAGCGACCUUAAGGCCUCUCCCCCUUUUUUUCAGUUUCCUCUCUCCUUCCAUCCUUGCCCCUUGUGCAAGGGAGAGGGACGAGGCACAGGCAGCGGUGGUGGUGGUGGAGGCGCGGCUGGCAGCACUGGAAGCAAAGCUGCAGCAAGCAGCACAGACCCGCACGGAGAUCUUCAAGAACAACGCCGAGCUCAAAGCCAGGCUGGAGUCCGUCUUGCAGCAAAACCGCGACCUUGCCACCCAGGCCGCCCGGAUGGAGGAGAGCGGGCGGCAGGUUUCGGCGGUAUUCGAGCAGCGGGAGGGUGCGCUGGUGCAGCAGAUCCGGAACCGGGAGGCUGAGUUGGCGGCGCAGAAGAAACGGGCGGCUGCUGAGCUGGCGGGGGUGGAAUCCAGGCUGGAAGGGGAGCUGAGGAAGGCUGAGGAGGAGAAGCAGAAAUACAUGCAGGCUUGUGAUUGGCUGGAGAAGCAGCUUGCUUCUCUCAAGGCGGAGAAUGAGACGACGAUUGCCGACCUUCGCUCGUCUCUGGCUUUUGCCGAGCAACGGGCCAAGGAGGAGGGUGCCAAGGUGGUUCAGCUGCGCGCUGAGCUGGACAAGCAGACGAAAGAUGCUGACCGGCACAAGGCGGCGCUGAAAAAGAAGGUGGCUGAGCUGGAGGGCAAGCUGGGAUCCAGCCAAUCACAGCUCUCCAUUGCCGAGAAGGCUCUUGCCACUGCCACGGCUGCAGCCAAUCGUGUGAAGACAGCUGGACUGGCGGGACUGGACAUGGUGAGCAAGGGAGCGGAGGAGCAGUGGGCGAGGAAGCAUGUGACAGAGUCUCUGCUCAAGCCCGCCCUGGCUGCUGCUGAUGCUGCUGCUGCUGCGAAGACUAGCAGUGGUGCUGGCAGUGACAAGUCAGGCAAGAAGCGCGUGAGCAAGGAGGCGUUGCAGUCGUAUGCGAGGGCCAUCCAGCACGCCUAUAUCGACGAUUCCAUUCCAGUCAAGGAGCAGCAGGCAGGCAUGCAGCUGCUCGUGCAGGAGUUGGUGGCGAUGGGAGGAGAGGAGGAGUGGGCUCGCAGCUUCGUGCAUGACUCCAUGGCCGCCGCCACACCUGCCAGCCCGCGCAAGUGA